This is a messenger RNA of Vigna angularis (adzuki bean), 394 nucleotides long. RefSeq lists its product as uncharacterized. Gene Ontology annotation, biological process: protein insertion into mitochondrial inner membrane; protein import into mitochondrial matrix. The coding region runs from base 61 to 276 and encodes 71 amino acids. Gene Ontology annotation, cellular component: TIM23 mitochondrial import inner membrane translocase complex. NCBI's taxonomy places the organism in Eukaryota, Viridiplantae, Streptophyta, Magnoliopsida, Fabales, Fabaceae. The transcript has 3 exons. The record is from RefSeq and is a predicted model, not a curated record.
AAAACCAUUAAAGAGAAAAAUCCAAGUUGAAGAACAAGUUAAGCGAAAAAUAAACAAGGAAUGGCUAGAGACAACGUCCUCACUCGCGUGGCGACCGGAGCUGCCGUGGGCGGUGCUAUUGGCGGCGCAGUAGGUGCCGUUUAUGGGACUUACGAUGCAAUUAGGUAUAAGGUUCCUGGAUUCCUCAAGAUAAGGCAUAUUGGACAGACAACUCUAGGGAGUGCAGCUGUAUUUAGCCUGUUCCUUGCAGCAGGAACCUUGAUACGAUCGCACUAGUUUGUGCAGUCAUGGUGACGUGUUUUCUUACAAUUUUAGCCAACAAAAAAAUGUCAUGUAACGUCACAUUCUGUAAUCUUUUGAGUGUUGGAAUUAAAUAAAGAUUUUUUUAAUAUUA